Messenger RNA from Haliaeetus leucocephalus (bald eagle), 3179 nucleotides. RefSeq names its product transmembrane channel-like 7 (gene TMC7). Gene Ontology annotation, molecular function: mechanosensitive monoatomic ion channel activity. Bases 218 to 2092 code for a protein of 624 amino acids. The transcript has 15 exons. Lineage: Eukaryota; Metazoa; Chordata; Aves; Accipitriformes; Accipitridae. The record is from RefSeq and is a predicted model, not a curated record. Gene Ontology annotation, cellular component: plasma membrane.
UCUCCCCGAGGAGACGCGCUCCGCCGCACCUGUGGAUUUCCUGCAGCAGCUGCCCAGCUACCAGUCGGCGCUGAGGCGGCGGGCCGCCGCCGGGGGCACCCAGGAGCGGCGGACGGUCCCGCGGGGCUCCGCGGGGCUCCGCGCCGCGGAGGCCCGGGGGCCGGAGCAGGAGGGAGACGAGCUGGCUGCUCGCCCUGCGAGAGAACUCCCCUUGAGUAUGGCGGAGAAGAGGAGAUGGAGGGACUGUCAGCAGGCUGAUAUAAAAUAUUUAUCUGAGUGGAAGCAGUGGAAAAGAACUAGCAGUAAAUCAUUGAAAAAAGUUCUCAAUGAAGUCAAGGAGUUGUUGUCUUAUCUGGAGCUUUGGCGACAUGAUAUUCACAGCAUAGAAGGGAAAUUUGGCGCUGGAAUCCAGUCCUACUUCUCCUUCCUGCGUUUUCUGGUCCUGCUGAAUUUUAUAAUUUUUAUCCUGAUGUUCAGUGUUGUUACCCUUCCCAGCAUCAUUUCUAAAUAUGGACUAUUCAACAGUAGCUUUGCUAAAAUUCCUCCAAAGAACAUAGAGCCUCACUGCACAGUUUAUAAACCUAGUGAUAAUAAGGGACUUGUUUACUUCUAUACUUACCUCCAAGAUUUGUUCAGUGGCACUGGGUUCCUUAAAGAGACAAGUUUGUUUUAUGGCUAUUACACAAUAGAUACUGCACAGCUCAAUAUCCUGAGGUACAACUUGCCACUAGCAUAUCUGCUAGCUACAUUUGCCUACCUUGGAUUAAGUCUCCUCUGGAUAAUAAAAGGGUCUGUGGAAGGAUUUAAGCAGAACUUGGUGCGUGAUGAAGACCAGUUUCAGAGUUACUGUAACAAAGUCUUUGCAGGCUGGGACUUCUGCAUCACAGAUCCAAAUGCAGCACGGCUAAAACAUCGCAGCUUGCAAUAUGAGCUCCAAACAGACUUGGAGGAAGAAAGACUGAAGCAAAAAAUAGCUGACAGGACAAUGAAAGAAAAGCUACGCAUCUACUCUCUGAGAAUACUUAUAAAUAUAAUCGUCUUUGCAGUUUUAUCAGGAUGUUUUUACUCUAUUUAUAGAGCAACUGUCUUCUCUCAAGAAAACUCCAAUGACAUCAGCAAUACAAACUUCCAGGUUAAUCUCUUACUGCAGUAUUUGCCUUCCAUGGUGAUCACAUUGGCCAACUUCAUUGCUCCUCAGAUCUUCUCAUUUCUGAUCAGAUUUGAAGAUUAUUCACCAGCCUUUGAAAUCAGGCUGACGCUCAUGAGGUGUGUCUUCGUGCGCUUGGCUAAUAUUGGUGUUCUCUUGUUCUCGCUGUGGAGUCAGAUCUCCUACUGUGCCACUGAUGAGUGUAAGGCCUGUGGAUACAAUUACGAACUCUAUCCUUGCUGGGAAUCUGCAGUUGGGCAAGAAAUGUAUAAACUGAUGAUAUUUGAUUUUAUUAUAAUUCUUGCUGUGACUCUGUUUGUGGACUUUCCUAGAAAGUUCUUAGUUACUCAUUGCUCUUGCAAACCAGUUCAGUGGUGUGGAUUGCAGGAAUUUGGAAUUCCUGACAAUGUCCUGGAAAUUGUUUACGGGCAGACUAUCUGCUGGAUCGGAACCUUCUUUUCACCACUCCUCCCUGCAAUAGCAACUAUAAAAUAUUUCAUCAUCUUUUACAUUAAAAAGAUCAGUUUGAUACACACAUGUAAACCUGCGGCUAGGCCUGUCAGAGCAUCAAGUUCCAAUUUUUUCUUCUUGGUGGUGCUGUUGAUUGGGCUUGUCUUGGCUUUUAUUCCUUUGGGAAUCAGCAUAGCACAUAUCCCCUCCUCCAAGGCAUGUGGUCCAUUCAGGAGCUUUAACACUUCAUGGGCAGUUGUUCCAGAUACAAUACUUGGAUUUCCAACAGGUCUGCAGAAGGUCCUUCAUGGCAUAGCAUCAGAAGCCUUUGCAGUGCCUUUUUUUAUGGUCACUUGCCUCAUUAUGUUCUAUUUUAUUGCCUUGGCUGGAGCACACAAACGAGUGGUUGAGCAGCUGAGGGAACAACUGGUUAUGGAGAGUCGUGACAAACAGUUCUUAAUCAGAAAGAUAACAGAAGCUCAGAGCCGUCCUUGAAAAACACUAAAAGCCAGAAGAACUUGACUUCCUGAAAUUCCCAGAACCACUAGAUAAGAGUAGAAGCAUCUGCAGCACUUAAAAAACGAGCAGCUGACUGGCACCCUGGCACUGCAGUCUUAGUCUUGAUUAUGCUAGUGGGCCUUGGAAGUUUCCAAGACUGGAAAUUUAGUUAAUUUAUAUUGUGUUAGACCUGUCCAGAAAAUUGUAUAGUAGGACACUUUGUUGCUGCUACAAUUUCAGGGUUGUUGGGGUUUAAGUCCCUAUUUUUUCAGGGGUUUUGGUAAAAUGGGGUCAGAACUGAAAUUCUGUUUAAUAACUUUGUACUGUUUUUACAAAUUAUGCUUUAAAAACGGGGGGGGGGGGGGGAAGUGUGGUUUUACAUGUUUCCAACUCACUUCUCUCUUAAAACCAGAGAUGUAUGUCAGUAUUUUGAAAUAGUGCACAGGAGAAGAAAACAUGGCAUGGGUUUGAAAUCGGUUUUCUAAAUAUUUUCAGAGAAGAGAUUUUGAUACUUACUUUGCUCUGAAAUAGCGAGUGCAGUUGAACACUGGAUAACUUUGCAACAUGGUUCAGAGAAAACAAGCUGAUAAAAGAGCUGUGAAUAAACCCUGAGAUAUAGGAAGAGACCACCAGUCGGGUCACCGGGCGGUGCACGUCUGUCACAGGGAAAGCCAUUGCUCGGGUACCAGCCUCACUGCUGUGGAGUAGCUUUUUUUUUAUUUCAUUUUUUUAAUUUAAAUGUGUUAAGGCAUUAUUACUUGUGUUUUAUUCUUGUACAAACGUCUUGACUACUGUUCUCUUUGUUCUAAAAUGUGAACGUUAGAGAGUUUAGUUAUAGUUUGGAAACGCAGCAUCCAGAAACUUAUGUGUCAGUACCAUUUAAAUUCACGUUUGUUCUCGCUUAAAUUAAAUGAUGGAGCUGUGUGUCUUGGAGGGAACAGUAUUUCUCAGUAAACUGCUGUUUCCUUUAGUUAAAGAUCGUUCUUAAGGAUUUUCUGUGCAGAACUGUAUUACUUGAAAUGUGCCAGUAGCACACCGCUAGCUAGUAUGUGAGGCUAUUCUUUUUACAUCGUGUUUCGGAAUG